This is a messenger RNA of Liolophura sinensis, 1581 nucleotides long. RefSeq lists its product as uncharacterized. NCBI's taxonomy places the organism in Eukaryota, Metazoa, Mollusca, Polyplacophora, Chitonida, Chitonidae. The transcript has 2 exons. Bases 138 to 818 code for a protein of 226 amino acids. The record is from RefSeq and is a predicted model, not a curated record.
GGCGUACGACAAAGCGCUAUAGACGUACGUGUAUAUCUCAACUAACAGCCGUAGGUUAGUACCUCAGACGAAUAUUUGCGUAAUACCCAAGAGAACCGACAACAAGGUAAGCCAGUCUACAUCCCGAUCAGAAGACGAUGGAGUGGCUAGGCUUACUUAUAACGGUGCUGGCCACGUGGGUGGCACAGGCCCAAGAAAACGAUCAGAUAACGUGGUCCCAUUUCGUUCUGGACGAGGAAGACGUGGAACUGUUUUGUAACGACUCCAAGGCCGAUUACCAACCGGAGUUGGGGUACAGACUCACUUGGUCCCGAGAGGUCGGGGACAAGCGGGUGGAGAUCGAAGAGGGCGACAAGACAAAGUACGAGUUCACGGAAUCCAUGGGACUGGAGAGACUGUACCUAACGGUGAAGGACGUCCACAUGGCUGACUACGGACCGUACUAUUGUACCGUUAGGAACCAAACCAACGACUUCGUCUUCGAGCUGCGGAAGGCAAUCAACGUAAACGGGAUGCAGUACGCGACGCUGGGAGCGAAGUACAAGCAACCUGUCACCAUAGGAUGCGUCGCAACGGCUGUCGUGCUCGGCCUUUUACUGCUUAUUGGCUUUGUCUACAAGUUCCGGUACAUAGAAAGGGAUACGUCGUACACAGUCAAUGAAAAGAACUUGUACGACACGGACCUCUCCAAAAUGAACAGUAACGCCUUCGACAACCCGGCGCUUUACGUCGGCGAUGACAAGAACCACAAGGAGCAAGUAGAAAUGUCAAGCGCCGCAAUCUCCAACGGCAAAGAAGAGAUCACUACCAUCAUGUAACUACAAAGGAUUUAUAUCAAACUUCACAACCAGUUAUAUUUGGCGCUUAUAACUUGCACAACUGACUCGAAAGAGGUCAAAGAGACGAACUAUUCAUUGUGUGAUAUGAUGUCGAAAAUGAUUGGCAUCUGUUAACCAAAGGGAUGAGGUAUUAUUAACUGGUGUUUUUUUUUAACACGGUGGUUUAUAGACGACCUUCUCCAAAAGAUUGGAACAGCAUGUCUUGCUUCAAUAUAUACAUCGCCCUGUGCAACCCAUGAUUCACUUUAACCAUGAUGAACUGUGUAUACAUAGAGGAACUUUUCAAAUUGCAGGUUUAACCAGUUUUCAAAUCCAGUGGAUUACCAAUAUGUGCGUUUGAUCUGACUCAUGGAUCCUAAGUUUUAGCCACACUUAGUUCUAUUGAACUCGAAACAGCUUACUAUGCUAAUGUGAAGACAAACCUUAGGAAUUUUUAGUUUAAUACUUAAAGAUACCUUAGACUUGUUAUAAAAAUUACCGUUUAUAUUCAAAUCUAAGUUCAGAAAUAAUACCAUAAACUGGCUGAGACAGCACUGUGAUCCUGGGGGCUCGGAGCUUAAAUUAACCCACAAUAUGUGGGGCGGCACCAUGAACAUUCACCGCGUAUUCCACAAUUGCGUUCAGGUUGAGAGCCUUUUCUUACAGUGUGCUCUGUGUUAGCUAUCGAGUCCAUGGUUAUAGCUUUCAUUUAUGACUGACUCAUCUAUAAACAAGAUCCGGUAAAUACUACAAUACAGCACGA